AAGUUAUUUCGAACACUGAUUAAAAAACAUAAAAACAAACAGAUUGAGCAAGUAAAAAGAAACGAUAGAAGAGUUAAUCUAUAAACAACACUACUAGUGUGCAUAUAUGUAUUGAGGCAUUUCCAAACCCACUUCUCCAAAACAACACACACAAGACAUACACGCAAAGAAACAAGGAAGCAGAGAGAGAGAGAGAGAGAGAUGGGUGAUCAUGAAAUCCCCAAGAUUGUAUUGAGUGGUGAGGUUUUAGGUAUGGAGAGAGAAAGUGAAGCGUGGAAAGCUUUAACAAGAAAAGUAAGAGAGGCUUGCGAGAGAUAUGGUUGUUUUUUGGUGGAGAACUAUGAGAAGAUCCCUAUAGAGUUGCAUGAAGAGUUGUUUGAAACCACUAAAGAAAUAUUUGAUCUUCCUCAGGAGAAGAAGUUGCAGUACACAAAGCCCCACCCUAUAGAAGGGGGAUACAUCGGCAACCACCCCUUAGUCCCUCUCUAUGAGAGCUUUGGCAUCUAUGGCGAUGAUCAGGUUCAGGCUUUCCAAAACCUUAUGUGGCCCGAACAUGACAAACCCGGUUUCUGUGAGUUUCUCAAGUGUGUGAAUGCCAAGAUGUUGGAACUGAACUUGCUACUAUUGAGAAUGAUCAUGGAGAGUUAUGGGGUUGGAGAGUACUACAAGUCAAAGGCAUUUGGUGACAACACAGUAAACAAUUUUAGAGCGAUGAAGUACAAAGUUCCUAAAAGCAAGAAUGAAGAGGGAAUAGGGCUUGGGCCUCAUGUUGACAAAACCAUCCUUACCUUUUUAUGUGAUAAUUCAGUGCGAGGUCUUGAGGCCCUCACUCAAGAUGGAAUUUGGAUUUCACUUCACAUUCCCAAGGGUGCCUUGUUGGUCAUGGUUGGUGAUGCCCUUGAGGUUUUGAGCAAUGGAAGGCUUCAAGCAGCGAAACACAGGGUCAUAAUGAGUGGUGAGAAAGAGAGAUAUUCAUGUGCUUUCUAUACAAUACCAAAGGAUGGAGUGGGCAUUGAAGUACCUCAAGAGCUUGUUGACGAAGACCAUCCUCUCCUCUAUCGCCCCUUUGUUUAUUCUGAAUACCUUGAAAAACACCUUACCAACACUAAUUUCGAUGCACUCCAAGUUCAUGCCGGUAUUUGAUGACUUAAAAAGCUUGCUAGCUAGCUAGAAUGAAUAGAUUAGUGUGUUGCAGUAAUAAUAAUUUUCUCGUGUUAAAAGGAUCGAUUAUGCUAUGAACGCAUAAAGUAGACACUGAGAUUUUACAAGAUUUUAGUUUUUGUUUCUUGUGUGUGGAAUAAUAUUGGAGGAGAAGCUUAUGGCAGUAUGAUGGAUGAAGAUGUUCUGAUUGUUAGAUAUGUGGCCACAUAGGGUUUAUGUUAAUUACUAUUAAUUAUUUGUAUUUUAAAUAAUGAGUGAUAAAUAUUAUUUUUUUUAAAUUCAGCAAU
Molecule: messenger RNA, 1448 nt
Organism: Camellia sinensis
Lineage: Eukaryota; Viridiplantae; Streptophyta; Magnoliopsida; Ericales; Theaceae
Source: RefSeq, a predicted model, not a curated record